GUUGCAAGAGGAUCUGAAAACCAACAAGGAAAAUGGCAGCCCAGAUGAAGAAGUGGCUGUUACUUGUGUGUGGCGCUGUCCUGCUGCGAGCCGGUGACCCUGUCAGAAUUGAAGCAGAUGAAGGUGAAGACGUGCUCCUGCCCUGCAUUGUUGAACGUAGAGACGCCGACCAUCUUCCAAAGCCGACAGUGAACUGGCAGCGGUCAGGGAGUGAAGUCGUGAACAGCUACUACAAUGGCAAGAACCAUCCAGUGUAUCAGUCUGGACGAUAUAAGGGGAGAACGGAGUUCGCAUCUCAGGGAUUGUCCGAGGGCAACGUGUCUCUGCUACUGAAGAAUGUAACCCCCGCUGACUUUGGGAACUACACUUGUCAUGCUAGUUUAUAUGAGAACAGCCCCCAAACUUUACAAACUGUCCUGCUGAUGCAGAAAAAGACCCAAGGUAGGUCAGCGACGUUCCCUUAUCAACUGUGACGUGACGUUUGUCCUUUCACUGAGAAACCCAUCAGCCCUUUACCAUAAUUUUGAAGCAGGCACCUGCUGUGAGAAGUGACAUUAAGAGAAGCA
Molecule: messenger RNA, 566 nt
Organism: Mauremys mutica (yellowpond turtle)
Lineage: Eukaryota; Metazoa; Chordata; Testudines; Geoemydidae
Product: myelin-oligodendrocyte glycoprotein-like
Exons: 2
Coding region: 33-473 (146 amino acids)
Biological process (GO): T cell costimulation; negative regulation of T cell proliferation; immune response
Cellular component (GO): external side of plasma membrane
Source: RefSeq, a predicted model, not a curated record